This is a messenger RNA of Eimeria tenella, 1212 nucleotides long. Its product is annotated as branched-chain alpha-keto acid dehydrogenase E1 component beta chain, putative. Bases 1 to 1212 code for a protein of 403 amino acids. The record is from RefSeq and is a predicted model, not a curated record. The transcript has 7 exons. Gene Ontology annotation, biological process: branched-chain amino acid catabolic process; response to nutrient. Gene Ontology annotation, molecular function: catalytic activity. NCBI's taxonomy places the organism in Eukaryota, Apicomplexa, Conoidasida, Eucoccidiorida, Eimeriidae.
AUGGCGCCGCACGCAGCCUCUCGUUUUCUCUCUCUUUUGACCCCAGCUCCCCUGAGCAGGGUCUGCCUCAACAGGGGCCCCCUAGCCUCUUUCAGGGCCCCGUCUCUGGCUUCUGUGCCCUUGCACGCAACAUGGGGCCCCAACAGCUCUCAGAAACGUGGCUUCGCCCACGGCCCCGGCACUGACCUCACAGUUGCCUGCCGCACGUCCACUUCCCCCAGGCCCGACCACGGCCCCACCACCAGCAUGAAUCUCUUCACGGCCAUCAACUCCGCCAUGCACAUUGCUCUGGAGACAGAUCCCACGGCAUGCGUUUUCGGGGAAGAUGUUGCUUUUGGGGGAGUCUUCCGCUGCUCGGUGGACCUGCGAGACAAAUUUGGGCACCACAGGGUUUUCAAUACCCCGCUUUCAGAGCAGGGCAUCGCGGGUAUGGCUGUGGGCAUGGCUGCCGUGGGCUACACCGCAAUCGCUGAAAUUCAGUUUGGGGAUUACAUCUUCCCCGCGUUUGACCAAAUCGUGAACGAAGCCGCCAAGUUCCGCUACCGCAGCGGUAACAACUGGAACUGCGGGAAAGUCACUUUCAGGUCUUCCUGGGGCGCUGUGGGCCACGGAGGGCUCUACCACUCCCAGUCUCCGGAAGCAUUCUUUGCGCAUGCAGCAGGACUCAAAAUUGUGAUCCCGAGGGGCCCUUACCAGGCCAAGGGGCUGCUGCUGAGCUGCAUCCGAGACGAAAACCCCUGCCUUUUCUUCGAGCCCAAGGCGCUCUACAGAGUUGCCACUGACGAAGUCCCCACCGGGGAUUAUAUGCUGGAUUUGAGCAAGGCGGACGUGCUCAAGGAGGGAGAACAUGUGACUGCGGUGGCGUGGGGCACUCAAGUGCACCGGGUGCUGCGCGCGGCGGAGUUGGUGGCCGCAGAAGGCGUGAGCGUGGAGGUAAUAGAUCUGCAGACAAUAGCGCCUUGGGACGUGGACACUGUGGCUGCUUCGGUGCGCAAGACGGGGCGCCUGCUGGUGUCUCACGAGGCGCAGCAAACCAUGGGCUUUGCUGCUGAAGUCGCAGCAGCAAUCCAGGAAAAGUGCUUCUUCAGCCUCGAGGCCCCCAUCAAAAGAGUCACUGGAUACGACACGCCCUUCCCCCUCGCUUACGAGCCCUUCUACCUGCCCAACGAGUGGAAGCUGGCUGACGCGAUGAGGGAGUUGAAGGCCCACUAA